AUGUGCCGGAUUUGCUGUCAACUUCGAAGGAGGUUUGGAUCGGGCGCCUCAGAUGUGACUGCAGAACAAGGAGACCAAUCGGCCGAAGAUGGAAGCAGCCGAUUAUUUGGCCGAGGUUUUUUCAAGAGGAGUAACAGCAUUGAAGACAACGGCAAUCCUCCCAAGGAAGACCGGAAGGUGAGAGAGUCAGAGUGGCAGAAGGCGCUGGAGAUUGAGGGAAUCGAGCAGGAGCAACGCCUUUGGGUUGAACACUCGGCUUUUGAGUCCUUCAUUGGUUUCAUGAUCCUUCUGAGCACCAUUUGCACUGGGUUGGAGAUUGACCUGGAGGAUACGACGGAUCCUGCAAUGUGGCUGGCGAUUACGAAUAUCUUUUGUGUAGCGUGGAUCUCUGAAAUGAUCGCCAAGCUUUGGGUGCUGAGAAAAAGAUAUUUUCAGGACCCUUUGAACUAUGUGGAUAUGGCCUUGGUGGUACUGUCAGUAUUCGAUGCCUGGAUCAUGCCCUUCAUAGAAGUCUCUUCUGGAAAUCUGAUUCUUUUUCGUUUGCUACGCUUGAUGCGGCUACUGCGUUUGGUGAAGCUCCUUCAAGUCUUGAGAAGAUUCAGGAACUUGUGGCUUAUGGUGCAAGGACUAGUCGAGUCUGUGAGCACCUUGAACUGGGUCAUCUUGAUGUUGUGCCUGGUGAUGUACAGCUUCGCUGUUUGUUUACGGCUAGCUGUGGAUUGCAAUGGUGCAUUUUCGGAUUGGACUGACUGCGAGCAGUUUUUCGGCACAAUCCCUAAGAUCAUGUACAGCUUGGUGCAGGUUAUCACGCUGGAGUCAUGGAAUAUGACCAUUGGACGCCCAUUGGUGGAGCGUGAGCCACUGCUCUUUGUCUUGCUUCUUCUGUUUAUUUUUCUCACAACCUUUGGCUUGCUAAACAUCAUCGUAGGCGUCAUAGUGGAGAACACUUUGAACAUUGCGCAGAGCGAUCAGGAAUUGCAGGAUAGACGCAUGCGACGACAAAUGCUCCACGAAUUGGAGUUUCUGAGGCAGGUCUUUGAGGAGGCAGACUUCGACUGUAGCGGCACCUUGGAUAAGGAGGAGUUUGUGGAGAUUUGUCAGCGGCACGAAGUCAAGCAAGCUUUGCUGCGGAUGGAGAUCCCAGCCGAGCAGCCGGAAGAGCUUUUUGAUAUUUUGGAUGAGGACCAACUGGGGCAGAUCACCUUCUUGCAGUUCCAUGAGAGUGUGAAGAAAGUUCGAGGAAAUCCAACUGCCUUUGACAUGAAGAACAUGAUGGUCUCGGUGUCCGACAUCAUGCGGCGGCAGAACCGGCUUCAGGCGCAACAUGACCGGACGCAGCAGAUGGUGUAUGCCAUCUUCGGGAAGACCCCACCUGCGCGCAGCUCAUUUACGCCUGGAAGGCUCACUGCCUUUGAUCUGGAGGAUGCCACCACUAUGGCCAUGUUGCAGCGCAAGUCUGGGGUGCUACAGCGAGCUGCUAAACUGAAGCGUGGUGGCAGCAUGCAGUCCAUCGACACCAAUGGCACCGACUUCGGGAUUCCAGCAACUCCCGAGAGUCCAGGUCCAAGUCCAAUUUCAAGAAAAAAGCUGGAGGACACGAACACGUCUUCAUUCGCUAGAGAUGCACGUUUUGUAUCGUUCUGUCUGAUGGAAAAACAUAGGAAAAACAUGGAAAACUAG
Cladocopium goreaui is the source of this 1680-nucleotide messenger RNA. Lineage: Eukaryota; Dinophyceae; Suessiales; Symbiodiniaceae. The record is from the annotation of a GenBank genome assembly.